UUUUUGGGCGCUGCCGCUGCCGCUGCCUCGCCUUGCAGCAGCGCACGCGCACGCGCACGCGCACCCGCGCGCCCGAGCAGCGGCACAGCGCCAAAAAAAAAAUGGCGGACGACGAGCGCGAGCGCCCCAUCUCGUACGGAGAUCUGCGCUUCCGAAGCGAUCGGAGACAAGGCACGUGCCUUUUCUGGGUGGUGCCGGCCGUCGCCGCCGGCUUCAACGUGCCGUCCUUCUACGCGAGGUUCUUUGACACAUCGGGAGCAGCCACUGAGAUAGAUCAGCCCGCGCCACCAGCCGCUCAAGCAUGAUGAGUCCAGCUUAUGUCUGUGUUGGUGGCGCAUGCAUGGCGGCCUGCGCCGCCGUGCGGCGGCGUCGUGUCGGUGGACGUCGCUCACCUAUCUCGCGGCGAGUGUGUCCGCCCAGGCCCCAGCGCGUUCGGCAUUCUGCUGCUCGUCCUGCAGCCCAGCGGCUCGCCGCGGCGCGCAUUGCUACAGACCUAGACGCCAUAUACCUGUCAGGGCGCAUGGGUAUGCAAAGCAGGGAUCGUUUGCUUCUCUUCUUUGUAACAAGCUCCCCCGCACUCGUA
Molecule: messenger RNA, 583 nt
Organism: Emiliania huxleyi CCMP1516
Lineage: Eukaryota; Haptophyta; Isochrysidales; Noelaerhabdaceae
Exons: 2
Source: RefSeq, a predicted model, not a curated record